GUUGUCAAAAUUCUUAAAUUUUGUAAGGUCGUAAAUAAUUUACUGUUUUGUACUAACAAAUACAAAAAAUAAUUGGAAAAAUACAAUGGAUAUGGAUAUUGUUUCAACGGAAAACAAUACCGAAUUUCGAUUAAAUGCAACAAAUACAGAAUUCGCAAAUAGACAUAAUAAUAUAUUUGGACAACUUACAAAAUUAGAACAAUCUGUUCAAGAUAAUCUUAAAAAGAAUACUUUGAAUAACGAUUCCAUUGAACGAGACCAUUCUUCACCACUUUCAAUACUAUCGAAACAAGUGAUUAAGAAAAAAUAUACAAAAUCAUUUCGAGGCAAAGAAAGUAUUUUUAAACGUCCAGAAGCACCAAUCAACCGAUGUUUAUUACCCCGAAAAGUACCUGAUUUUAAAAUAAAUCCACAAAAAUGGAAGAAAUAUACUCUAGACGAUGUUACACCAGAAGAUCUAUCAAAUCGUCAGAAUACAGCAUCAGCGUUAACAUUUUUACGUGAGCUGGAGGAACGUAAAAAAAUUGAAACCAUCGAAGACGAUAUAACUGACGACACAGAAUUUAAGCCGACAUUUAAAACAUCAGCGAUAAUUUCGGAUACAAAGACGACAGCAGCCGAUGAAGAUAAACCAUUAUUUAAAAGUUCUGUUUUGGUUAUGCCAGAAUAUACGGUGGGACAACGUAAAAAACCUUCGAAAAAACAUAAGUCGAAAACAAAUAAAGAAGAUCGAAAAGAAUUGAAACUUGAUCAUCUUUUAGAGUAUGAUGAAGAUGAAUCAUAAGCUUUUUAUACUUUU
This is a messenger RNA of Chrysoperla carnea, 799 nucleotides long. RefSeq names its product protein TSSC4. The record is from RefSeq and is a predicted model, not a curated record. NCBI's taxonomy places the organism in Eukaryota, Metazoa, Arthropoda, Insecta, Neuroptera, Chrysopidae. The transcript is spliced from 2 exons. The coding region runs from base 86 to 784 and encodes 232 amino acids.